This is a messenger RNA of Besnoitia besnoiti, 3255 nucleotides long. Its product is annotated as putative kelch repeat protein. The coding region runs from base 1 to 3255 and encodes 1084 amino acids. Gene Ontology annotation, molecular function: protein binding. The record is from RefSeq and is a predicted model, not a curated record. NCBI's taxonomy places the organism in Eukaryota, Apicomplexa, Conoidasida, Eucoccidiorida, Sarcocystidae. The transcript has 3 exons.
AUGCCCUCGGGAGAAGGCGGGAAACAGCCGCCAACAGUGAGGAACUCCGGGUGCUGGUGCGAGGAGAGCGAGCGCGAAGAAAGCCACGCUCUGCGGCCGGUCUUCUACGCACAAACCCCCGUUCGUCGUCAGUCCUCCGCGUUUCGCCUUCCCCCCGCCACAGUCUCCUCGCGCCCACCCCCUGCCGCCUCGCCCUGCGCGUGCCCGUCCUGCUGCACGUCCUGCGCCUGCGCCACGUGCGCUGCUCCGUCCUUCCCGCCCGUGGCGCAGGCUCUGAACUCUUUCCGCGCAGGCGACGUGGCUGUUGCGCACGCCUCGUUGCUGCCGGCUGCGUCCUUCGAUUCUGCUCGGGAGGCCUCUGUUCACCCUUUCAGACACGUGGAUGUCUCUCGCCGCGUCGAGGCGAAGGGCCCCUGGAAGGACGACUGCUUUCAGCCCUCAUAUAGCCAGACAUACUCGCCGCGCCGCUUUUCUUCGAACUCGCGCGCAAAGUUCGCCGCUGCAAACGCGUCUCUGCCUCUGAGAGAGCCCAGUUUCUCGCCCGCGCCUCCUCUGGGUGCUCCCGAGACGACCCGCGCCGCGUACCCGCGCGCGAAUCCCUCCUACUCUCAUCCGAACUCGACUUUCCCCCACGCCUUCUUCGAUCAGGGACGUGGCUACGCGUUGCCGCACCGCGAGGACCGCAAGCCGGGCGGCGGCUCCAGACCCGCGGGAGGGUACGCGCCGAAAGCAGGCGAAGGGCGCCAGGGUCCUCCUGCGUUUCAUACGCAGAGGAGACAGCAGAGGCGCCGCAGAGGCAGCGACUCGCGCGCGGCUGUCUCUCUGCGAGGAGACUUCGCGUCCGCGGGGCCGUUGCAGUUCUACGCGGCCAACUCAGCUUCCUCUCCUUCCUCACGCUCGACUUCUUCCUCUUGCCGCGUCCCCGUGCCGCGAGGCGGCUUCACGCGAGGCGCAGUCAUUCCCGCGACGGGGGGAGGAGGCUGCAGUGAAGAGCUGGCGCUCGCUGGAGAGCGUACAGAGGAGGAUCUCGGGUCUUCUGCGGCGUGUGACUUUCGAGGGCCUUCGAGCUUCACUGCUUCUCUCGACGGCGAGGACGUGCGCGUCGGGCCUGUAGUUGCCGCACCGUGCCGCCUCACGAGCGCCUGUCCCCCUCCGCUUCUCCCGUCUUCGGGCGCGUCGUCGUCGUCCCCCGCGAUCGCUGUGACCAUCAUGGCGCCCGAAGAAGACACCGAGGCCCGGCCGGGGGCCGCGGAGGAGGCGGAGAGCGGCGAAGAAGGGUCCGUGGCGCGCUUCAACAGCAGCAGCGGAAGCAGCAGUUCGGAGACCUCAGCGGUGCUCAUGGCUCCCGACGCCGAGGACACAGCUUCCUCGGCGUCUUCGGCGAGGGGCGCAGCGCCUUCCGUCUCGCCCUCGUCGCCGUCGUCUUCCUCGCUCGCGGCGUCUGCGGCGUCGUCCGCCUCUUCAGCCUCUUCGGCUUCUUCUUCGUCGUCCCGGCCGCCGGCCUCCAACUCCGCGCCGGCGGCGUGUUCGGCGCCGCAGGAGAGCGAGGCGUUUUGUGCGUCGUGCGCGUCGCCGUCGUCGUCGUCGUCGAAUUCGCACUUUUGGUCGCAGCCGGUAGCGUCUGCGUCGUCUCCGGGUCCGCGGGCGGCGCAUUCGUGCGACGUUAUUGGAACGAAGAUGUUCAUUUUCGGCGGCUGGAACGGUAAAUUCGCGCUGAACGACCUGUACGUCUUGGACCUGCAGGCGCUGCGCUGGACGCGCGUGGAGCCGGACGCGGCCUCGCCGCCGCCGGAUGCGCGCAACAACCACACGACAACGACCGUCGGGGACAGGAUCUUUGUGCACGGCGGCCACGACGGCUCCCAGUGGCUGGCGGACUUGCAUGUCUUGGACACCACGCCGGUCCACAUGGGUCGGUACACUGGUCUCUCCUGGUCUUCGCCGCAAGUUAGCGGCCGGAAGCCGAGCGCGCGUGCCUGUCACUCGCUCACGCGCGUCAACGAGAAGCUCUACAUGUUUGGCGGCUACGACGGCGCCAACUGCUUCCAAGACAUCGACAUCCUCGACCUCGACACCAUGGCCUGGAUCCAGCCUGCGGUGUCGGGCGAGAAACCCCAAGCGCGAAACGCACACACCAUGACCGUCGUCGACGGAAAACUCGUUCUCUUCGGCGGACACAGUGGAAACACUCACCUCACCGACCUCCAUGUGUUCGACACCGCCACCCUCACCUGGACAAAGCCGGACAUCAGCGGGACGCCGCCGCCGGGUUUGCGCGGGCACACGGCGAAUUUGAUUGGGCACAAGGUCUUUUUGUUUGGGGGCUACGACGGGAAGCGUCGCACGAAUGAGAUUUACAUUUUGGACACCAAGGCACGCGCGUGGCUGAUGGCGGCGAACUCGGCGUCCUCCGCAGCGUCUUCUUCGUCUUCCUCGUCAUCCAGCGGGGACAGCGGAAAGUGCGGCCCGCCGUCGGGGCGGCAGCGUCACAGCGCGGCGUUGGUGGGCAACCGGAAGCUGUUUGUUUUCGGCGGCUUCGACGGCAACAAGUGGCUAAACGACUUGCACGUGCUGGACGCGAGCCGCUUCGAGGAGGAUGCGCUGAACGACUCGGCUGUGCGGCAGCUCGUCGAGAAUCUCCGGUCUCUGGUGAACUGCCCCGAUUUCUCCGAUGUUGUCCUCGUCGUCGAGGGCCGCGACAUCCACGCACACAAAAACAUCCUGGCUGCCAACUGCGCGUACUUCCGUCAAAUGUUCCUCGGCAGCAUGCUCGAGAGCCGGCAAAGCCGCAUCGUCAUCCCGGGAUGGUCCUACGACGCCUACAUCGCCAUGAUCGAGUUCCUCUACACGGGAAAACUCUCCGAGACUCGCAUACACGUCGUCUGCGAGGUGAUGGGGCUGGCAGAUCACUACACGCUGUUCAUGCUGAAGCAGUACAGCGAGAAUGUGCUCACUGCGUUGGUCGACACGGACACGGUGUGUCCGCUGCUGAAGAGCGCGGAGAGAUACCAGGCACGGAAUCUGAAGAGGUACUGCCUGGACUUCGUCUUCCGGCAUGCAGACCAGAUCCUGAACACGCCGGCGUUCGACGAGCUCGAGGCGAUUCCGUCGCUGGUUAUGGAGAUUGCCAAGACGAGCCUUCUGAAGAGCCGCGGGAAGGGCAGCGUCGCGGGCGGGGGUGCCGGUUCAGACAGCGGGGGAAUGGAGGGCGCCGGCGAACAGGGAAAGCGCGAAAACGCGAGCCCGGGGCCGUAG